AAACAAAGAUGGCGGCCUAUGGACGCUGUAAAGAGAAGAAUGUUUAUUAAAACAGCGAUGUUUUCCAAGAUCUGAGUUCAAAACAAUGAUAUUGACCAUCUGAUAUUUAUACACGGGAACAGGCCGUUCAAGACGCGAGCGCCCGAAUUUAAAAUUUCUCGAGGGAAUUUUCAACGCCCGUUUGUCAAAAUUGAGCCUCAGAGGAUGCCAAGUGUGCCCUUACCGAGUCCUAGCUUCUCACAAGGGUGUCACACUCACUAUGCCAAUCCUGACUACAGAAUUUACGAACUAAACAAACGUCUGCAGGAAAAAAACGAGGCUGACAUUCUCUGGUGGAAUGCAUUCACAUCUGAAUUCUUCGAAGAUGAUGCAACCAUGACGCUCAAUUUUUGUCUAGACGACGGCCCUAAAACUUUCACGAUUGGCAGAAAUCUCAUUCCGCGAUAUUUUCGAAGUAUUUUUGACGGUGGAGCGACAGAUCUUUCCUAUUCUUUGGUACAGCCAAAGGAAAGCUAUCAAAAUAAUGUCAUUGUUCUGGACUGUGAUAAGGCGACAAUGACGACGACUUACAUAAAACGUCUUCACACAAAGGUUCUGACCGAAGGACGACUGAUAUUAGAGUUCACUUUUGAUGAUUUGAUGAGGAUACGAACUUGGAGUUUCUUUGUCCACCAUCACGAGGAGUUUGUUUCACGCAGUGUUCUUCAAACGGAUCCUAAUUUCAUGGACGAACAAGCAAAAAAUAUCACCAUUAAAGGAAUGACCAGCAACACGCUUACAUUACUUAACAUUUGUUUCAUUCUUGAACCGAUGCAAGAGCUAAUGUCUCGACAUAAAACGUACAACAUGAAUCCAAGAGACUGCCUCAAAUCGACGCUUUUUCAAAGAUGGAGAAUGUUUACUUCGUCAGGUGCUCCUGGAAUGGAGGGCAACCAUCAACCUGAAAUGCCUUGGCCAGUUCAACAACACAACAAUAUCAACAUCCACGGAAAACGGAGAAAUUCGGCGUCGAAGCGAGACGGAAAUCCAAACACGAAGCCAAAACGCCGUCCUUCAAAGCGAAAACCGACAACCCCGACUUCCUCGUCCGCUGCCAACGCUCCUCUUCCGCAAAACAGCACCGUGAAUAAAAAAAAGAGCUCGAUGUCACCCAGCAGGGUUGGAAACUUUGGUUUGACUUCGCAGGAUGUCAUGGUCGUAGGCGAACCUUCGUUGAUGGGCGGAGAGCUUUGUGACGAAGAUGAGAGGCUUAUCACGAGAUUAACAUCAUUAGAGAACACGGGUUAUGACACUGCUGUCACCCAAGAGGAUGAAUUCCGCAACAGUCCUCUCGCGAAUAGCAGUCCAGUGAUGACACCGUGGUCAGCUGCGGGCGAGGUCAGGAAAGCGUCACAAGAGGAUGGCGUGAACGAGUAACUAUGGCAACAACAUGCUACGACAGACAGACAGAGUUAUUUGAAGUGCUUAUGUAACGAAAUUUCAGACCGCGUUUUUAAACUGUAGACCGUCGCAUCAUUUCGUUUCAAAGGCCAUAGGAACAUCGACCUCCAUACGAGAUUUCCCGCUUGAAACCACUGAUCUAAAUAAUUGACUGGAUUGUGCAGAGAGAAAAAUUUAUAGCCGAAAUACCACUUGCGAGAUCUGAAAAUUUUGAGUAUAAUAGCCCCCCAUUAUUUAUUCACCGGCUGAUUGAGAAUAAAUUAUUCAGUAUCAAUUUGCUUUCAGUAACAAAGUUAUAAUCAUUAUCAUGCAAAACGGAUGCUCUAUUCAGUCUUUCUUUUUAGAUCAGUGGCCAAGAGUCCUCGGGUUACAUCGACACGCGUCGUUUGCGCGAAGCCUCGGCAACAAAAAUCAACAUGAUUUGCGCGCUUGCGGCAUGCGCAAACUAGUCCAGGUAACCCUCGGUCAUCGCUUGUACAUAUUCUCGUGCGCAGUCCUUUCUCGGUGCUAUCAUACGGUGUUAGAAUAUUGCAUGUUAUUGUGGUAAAAGAAAGGGCGAAUGGUUUGGGGGGGAAAAAACACUGGAAACUAUAGAGUACUGUAAAAUACUUCCAUGCCAAACUCUCGUCAAAAGCCACUAUUUAGAGCGCUGUUUUUCAGACUUAGUAUAUAUAUUACGGUAAGACAAAUGUACAUAUUUCAGUCAAGUCCUUGAAAAAAUGA
Molecule: messenger RNA, 2163 nt
Organism: Dendronephthya gigantea
Lineage: Eukaryota; Metazoa; Cnidaria; Anthozoa; Malacalcyonacea; Nephtheidae
Product: LIM domain-binding protein 2-like
Exons: 12
Coding region: 205-1416 (403 amino acids)
Biological process (GO): nervous system development; positive regulation of transcription by RNA polymerase II; negative regulation of transcription by RNA polymerase II
Cellular component (GO): transcription regulator complex; nucleus
Molecular function (GO): LIM domain binding
Source: RefSeq, a predicted model, not a curated record